GCAGAGGAAUCAAAUAAAUCACGAAAACGUCAACAAUAUCUAUCAAUAUCAACGCAAAUAAAGACCUUGUACAAACAUAAUAAUAAAUAAUUAAUUUCGAACGGAACCAUUAAACCUUGGAUGAAUUUUAAUAUAUUCAGUAUUCAGUGCGCGUUUCCCCCGGGAACAUAAAACAUCCAAAGCUCAAGUGACAUACAAGUUGACAUUGCAGUUAUCUCUAUAUUUUUGGGGUCAAAAUUGUUACAUUUUAAUAACAAAAACAGUGCGUUAGAAACAAUUAAGAUCAUAUUUCGUGGUCGGUUGAUCAUGACAAUAAUCGACGGCAUUGGCGACGAAGUAACAUACUUCUUCAUUUCUGUCGUCGUUAUAAUUAUCGCGACGAUUGCAUGGAUUACCACUGAUAUCCAACAGAAUUUGUAUGUUCGAACUGUGUAUCUCCUGGAGCAUUCAAGGCACCAUACUAGAGUAACCACACUAACAAAUCAUACUGAAUCAGCCACCAUCUCAGAAGGAGUGGAAUUUGAUAGUGCUGAGAGUGCAGAGACUGAAGUUGUAGUUGAGGCAGAAGAUGAGAUGGAUGAUGAAGAUGAUCAUAGUGAAGAUCCAGUGAUUGAGGAAAUAAUUGAAACAAUGGAUGCAACAGAUGAAACUGAUGCUAGUGAUGCCAACGUUUUAAGGCAGAGGCGCUUACAGAGGUUUCAAAAUACAGCAACUGAAACAGAUUCACCAUCAGAAACAAGCAUAACAACAGAAGAAAUAUUAUCUGAUAGAAUAAUACCGGAAGUUACAAACAUUGAAGAACCUACAAAUGAAACUACUACAAAUGGAACAGGAACACCAAUAACCAUAAAGUUAAAAUUCAUUGACGACAAUAUGAGAAUUGUCGACGCACGCUUGCAUGAUUUACUCGGGGACUUCAAAAGACGACAUUUUGACGUCGAGCUAGCGUCGAAUAAACUCGUUCGAUUGAUUUUCAACGGCCAAGUGUUAAAGCACGACCAGCAAACGCUGCAGAGCUACGGCAUGUUUGAUAAUUGUGUCGUGCAUUGUUUGGUACAUCAGCCACGAUCGCCUUUGAUAGGAGAGAAUCCCACCCCAUCCGAGACCAAUAGUAUUUCAAUCGGGAAUAACAGCACACAGGCUCAUCGAGACUGGGAUUUGGGUAAUUUACUCAUCGCCACCUUGAGUUUCACACUUAUUUCAGCAUGGUACUUCAGGUUUCAAUAUCCACAGUUAUUCACGAUCUGGACGACGAUUGGUUUAAUAGGUUUGACCAGCGGUUUCGGUGUGAUAGCAUUGGUGAGAUACUUUCCGGACGUGUUAACACGUGAUCAGGUCAUUGUGGUACAGUAGCUCUCACCAUGAUGUUGUUAUUAUUUAUUUCUCCUUACGUUAAUGCUAUUGAUAAUGAUUUAUGAGUGACAAAUACAAUUUGAUUUUGUUUUUCAAAGAAAA
This is a messenger RNA of Dalotia coriaria, 1455 nucleotides long. RefSeq names its product transmembrane and ubiquitin-like domain-containing protein 1. The transcript has 4 exons. Lineage: Eukaryota; Metazoa; Arthropoda; Insecta; Coleoptera; Staphylinidae. The record is from RefSeq and is a predicted model, not a curated record. The coding region runs from base 307 to 1353 and encodes 348 amino acids. Gene Ontology annotation, molecular function: protein binding.